This is a messenger RNA of Nylanderia fulva, 4286 nucleotides long. RefSeq names its product Ribosomal RNA Processing 5 (gene Rrp5). Gene Ontology annotation, cellular component: small-subunit processome; nucleolus. Gene Ontology annotation, molecular function: protein binding; RNA binding. The record is from RefSeq and is a predicted model, not a curated record. Lineage: Eukaryota; Metazoa; Arthropoda; Insecta; Hymenoptera; Formicidae. Gene Ontology annotation, biological process: rRNA processing.
UCGCUCUCGUGUCACGUGACAAAAUACUGUGCCUAACCCUAACCUUUAAAACGUGGUCCACGUGAGUCAAUGAAAUAUUAAAUUCAUUGAUACACGCGAAAUUUCUUUAUAUAAAUUGCACAAUGGAGAGUUUUCCCAGAGGUGGAAAAAAACCUGAAAUUAAGAGAUCAUCAAAUGUGUUUGAUCAACAAUCUAAAGCGAAUAAGAAACAAAAACCUCGAAAGAAGAAAGAUAACAAUGCAAGUGGUAAAGAGAUAAAUCUUAUUGCCACUGCAGAACGCUUAUCUAAAGCAACAUUACGUGAAGGAAUGACAAUUCUUGGCCGGAUUUCUCGAGUGUCAGAAUAUGACUUAAUUGUAUCUAUACCAGGUGGAAUUUUAGGACGUGUAGAAGUCACAAAUCUCAGCGAGUCAUAUACAAAUCUAUUGCAAAAUAUCAUUAACACAAAAACCAUCCAAUCAAAUGAAUUUAAAGCACUACCAGAUUUAUAUAAUCCUGGUGAUUAUGUAGUGUGUUAUGUCAAGAGUAUAAAUGUCCAAGGAAAAUGGUUGUACAACUUAUCUCUGGAACCACAAUUAAUAAAUCAGAAUAUUCAUAGCAGUUCUCUUGUAAAAAAUACAACAAUAGUUUGCACUAUUAAGAGUAUAGAGGAUCAUGGCUAUGUAGUUGACACAGGCAUAGCUAAUGUUAGAGCAUUUCUUGCUACCGAAAAUGUAGAUAAAGGAAAGCGUUAUUUUCCAGGUAAUCAACUUUUGUCCACAAUAAAGGAGCUAGAAACAACAGAUUAUUCAUCUGUCAUUAAAUUGUCAGCUAAGAAAAAAAAGAUUAAAAAUGUCAACAUACAUGAUAUAGUCUCUUUAGACGUUCUAACACCAGGAACAAAAUUGUCCCUUUGUGUGACAAAAGUGCUCUCCAAUGGUUUGCAAGUUACAUUUGGACAAGAUAACAUUGGAUAUGUAAACCAAAUUUAUCUAGACAAUCCUUUAUCCACGUAUGUAGAAAAUAUGGAAGUGACUGGUACAUUGUUAUAUAUAUUGCCAACUGUGAAAUUAGCUUACUUUAGUCUAUUAACUGACGAAUCUGAAAAAGAGAAAUUAAGUAAAGGUGAUAUUAUACGAAAGGCCAAAGUUUCAUAUAGGGAAUCCAAUGGAAUCAUUUUAAAGAUAUCCAAAUCUGGACUACGUGGAUUUGUUUCUUUUCCGAAAACCAAUGUCCCGUUUGCGAAAAUUCCGACCGAGUUUAAGCAAGAUUCCACACACAAGUGCAGGAUACUCGCCUACAAUUGGAUGGAACAUCUUUAUGUCUGCACAAUGGAAGAUGAAGUUUUAAAACAGAAAUACUUUUCAGUUUCUGAUCUUAAUUGUGGAGAUAUUAUUACUGUAAACAUUACAGAUAUUGAUACAAGUAAUGGUUACAUACAUGUGCAAACAGGAAAUAUUUCAGGAUUUAUUCCACCGUUACACGUAUCCGAUAGUGGUUUAAGCGCAUUAAAUACAUUGAAAAUCGGAGAUAGCAUCGAGGCAAGAGUCUUGCAGCCCAAAAUUUCCAACAUGAAUGUAAUGUUUACGCUGAAACAGUCGCUAUUAAAGAGCAAACUACCAGUCUUGCAGGAUAUACAUGAUGCGCAACGUGGAUCGAAAUAUCACGGUACAAUAACUAAAAUAGAUAAGAAUGGUUUGUUGGUGAGAUUUUAUGGAGCUGUAAAAGGAUGGGUGCCACGUACUGCGUUAAACAGCGAUGCAAAUAAUAUGAACUGGAAUUAUUCCAUUGGUCAAACUAUUACUGUACGUGUCAAUUCUAUAGAAAAGAAUGAAAUGAAAUUACAGAUUUUUAUCGAGAAACAAAAGCAGCAAACCGUAAAUUUCUCGAUUGGAGAAAUGCUCGAAGGAACAAUCACAGAAUCAUCCAUCAAAGGAGUCUACUUAAGAAUACAUAAAGAAAGUGAUGACAACGUCACGACAGGCUUCUUACCUGCGGGUCAUAUGGCACCGUGUAUCGAAAUCGGCGGUUUAAUGGCAUCAAGAUGUACUCCCGGAGAUGUAAUGUCGGCUCUUGUUUUCGCUACGAAGCCAGGUUUAAUACUUUCCCGCACUUUUGUGUCGCAAAAACAAUAUAGGAGCUUCGAUUUGUUAAAAAUAGGCGAUUGCAUUCCAUGUACAAUCAGAGAUAUAUCGCAAGACGGUGUGAGAGUCAUCUUACCUAUUGAAAAUUAUUCGAAAUUAGGAUUUGUAUCUUACAAGAACAUCAGUAAUUUCGAACUAUUGUACGUCAAUCAAAUAUUAUUCGUUAAAAUCACAGGUAUCAAUAAGCGAGAGAAGUACUUGACUCUGUCGAUGGCCUUGAAAGAUGUGUGCGACAAUUCGCUGGAGAAAGAAGUUAGAAUGAUGACAGCAGUGGAUGUUUUGAGUUUAUAUCUCAACAGAUUGUCGGAAUUAGCGAAGAAUACGUUUUACAAGAACAGACCGAUUUCAUCAGCAGUCUUGGGUCAAAAGAUCACUGGCAUUGUCGAGAAGAUUACUGAACACGGUCUUGUGCUUCGAUUAGAUCACAAUCAUUUGACAGGAAUAGUACGUAAAGAUCAUUAUUUCAAUGUGUAUCAAGUUGGGGACAAGGUGUCUGGUACAAUCUUGUGGAAGAACUACGUCCACGAACUCGUCGACGUCUCGUUGUUGCCAAGAAUAAUAAAUAGCAUCAGUUCAAAACAGAAAACUCUCCCGGAACUUCCUACUGGAGUUGUCCUGAGAGCUGAAAUUUUAAUGAUUACCAAGUGGACGAUACUCGUUCUCAUUAAACGUAAUGGUUCAGGAUAUUUAGCAGCGUUACCGGUUCGCCAACACAUCAACGACACCUCUCCUGAUUUAACGCCUUACGCGAUUCACGCCAAGAUUCGAUUAUAUGUCAUAAUGACGAGAACCGAAACCGAUUUCAUUCCCGCCUGUAUGCUAAAAUCUGCGUUCGAAAGCAAAAUCCCGAAAGACGUACCUGUAACUACGAAGAAAUUGAAGAGAAAGGAAGCAUCUGAACAAUCCGAUAUAACGCAAAGGAACCCACCAGAACAAGUACCGAAGAAAAAGAGUAAGAAGGAAAAUGUAGCUGAAAUCAAAGAAGAAAAGGAAAGUAGAAUAAAAGAUAUAGAUGAGGAUUCUGAAUUGACUACAGAUUCGUCAGAGAGUGAAAACGAAGAAGAUCAGCCAGUUGCGAAUAGAUUACACAUUCAGGAGUGUGGAUUUUCCUGGGACGAUAAGGCAAACGUAGCUGCUCCCAUUGAACCGUCCAGCGAUGAGGAAGAGGAUCCUGAGGAGGAAGAAUCUAAGCGAAAGAAGAAGAAAUUGAGCGCAGCCGAGCGUCGAGAGCAGGAGCGCGAGAAGGAACGCAGGAUCCGUCAACGAGAAGAAGCUCUGGCGAGUAAUCAAACACCCAACUCGACGUAUCAGUUUGAUAAAUUGGUUCUCUCGCAUCCCAACAAUUCCAUGUACUGGUUGCAGUAUAUGGCGUAUCAUUUGCAAGCCACGGAAAUCGAUAAAGCGAGAACGGUCAUCAAACGCGCCAUCAAAACAAUCAGCUUCAGGGAAGAAAAGGAACGGUUGAACGUAUGGAACGCUUUGUUAAAUCUGGAGUCCAGGUUUGGCACUCCGGAAUCUCUGAACGACGCGUUUCAGGAAGCUGUGAGGACCAACGACGCGUUCAAAAUAUAUACACACUUGUUGACUAUACAUGCAGAUGCUGGUAGAAAAGUCGAGUUGGAAAAGUUGAUCGACACUAUGAUUGGAAAAUUCAAACAAAAUCCAGAAAUGUGGAUAAACUGCGGUGCUGUUCUAUUAAAAAUUGGUCUGAAAGAAAAAUCGCGACACAUUAUGCAACGGGCCAUACAAUCCUUGCCUGCAUCUCAACAUGUGAAUUUGUUGGUAAGAUUUGCGAAUUUGGAGAACAAAUUAGGAGAUAAGGAACGAGCACAGACACUAUUCGAGCAUAUCCUUAGUUCUUAUCCAAAACGUGUUGAUGUAUGGUCAUGUUACGUAGACUGCUUAAUCAAAUCUGAAGACCUUGAUCUGGCCAGGAGAGUAUUAGAACGGGCGUGUGUCCAAACGCUUCCAGCGAGAAAAAUGAAGACUUUAUUUACAAAGUUUAUAAAUUUCGAAGAAAAGUAUGGCACUCCCGAGGCUGCAGCUCGUAUAAUACAAAAGGCUGCAGAUUAUGUCGAGAAACAAUGUAGUAGGGAAUAAACCUUUGUUCGCAACUCGUUUUUGAAAAAUCAGAAAAAUACAAGGAGAAAAUAAUUAAAACGA